CUCUUUGAAAUAUAUAGGUAUAAUAACGAAAUAAAAGGCCUUUUCUAACAGUUGUUAAUUCUCGCUGGAGUUUACUACCAUAAAAUAGUGUGAAACGGAUAGCAAAUUGGUGAUAAAAUUCCUUGAAAGAAAAUAAAGUGCAGCGUUUUCAGACCAAGAAAGGCCGGAUUAAGAUAUACUGCACCUUUUAAUUGGAACACAAAUAGUAGUGACUACUUAGCUAGCCCGUGUGAUAGUUGGUGAUAGUUUAUAGCAACAACGGCUUGGCGAUAGUUUCAGUGCACGCUGCUGUCUGUCGGUGAUAAAUAAGUGGGCUUUAGAUAACUUGCACAAUCGCCGUGAAGCACCCCACUUGGCAUGCAACUGAUAAAAAGUAAACAAGUCCAACCGUUUAGUGAUAUGGGUGAAACGUGCAACAGCGAGGAAAGAUUAGUGAGUGAGUCUUCGAUUGAAACCCCAAAAAGGUUGUUCUUUCACAGUGGAGCAAGUGGCAACGCGCGUUCAGUCCGAUACCGGUUAGUUAGAACAAGUGAUUUUUUUUAAUAUCAAAUGGACAAACAAAAUGUAGAAUCGUACAGAAUGUAUCGGAAUCUUCCCCAGGACGAGAAUGGAUUGACACCGGCUAUUGAAGUCCCGAUUCUACCGCUGGCUUCGACAGUCGUCAGUUAUUUUACUCCGUAAUGACACCUAAUCUUCCGGCUGGCGUGGUUCCGGAUGGAAGCAUUCAAGUUUUGGCGCUGGAAGCGACGAAACAAAGCGCCGCGGGCAAAAACGAUGAUGUGGAAGACGAUUACGCGGAACGAUUCCCACCGGUCGUGCCGCUCCUACUCGGCAGUAUUCGAAAUGGAUGUUGCAGUAAAAAGUUGUUGAAAAAACGAUUACCCAUCCUUCGGUGGUUGCCCGACUAUUCCAGGCAGUACUUCGUGGAGGACAUCGUGGCCGGGCUAACCGUCGGGUUGACUGUGAUUCCACAGGGAAUAGCCUACGCCGUCGUGGCUAAUCUUGAACCACAAUACGGGUUGUAUUCGGCUUUUAUGGGCUGUUUCGUGUAUUUUUUGUUUGGAACUUGUAAGGACAUUACGAUUGGUCCGACGGCAAUCAUGUCGCUGAUGGUGCAAGUUCAUGUGUCCAACCUGGGACCAGCGUUCGCUAUCCUGUCGGCGUUCUUAGCCGGCUGUAUUGUAUUAGUGCUGGGGCUUUUGAACUUAGGUUUCUUAGUGCAGUUCAUUUCCAUGCCAGUAACGGCUGGCUUUACCUCGGCAGCCGCUAUCACUAUAGCCAGUGGGCAGGUAAAAUCGUUACUGGGACUUCCGGGAAAAUCCAACGAGUUUCUGGAAUCAUGGAUAAACGUUGUUGAAAACAUUCACCUCACCCGACUAUGGGAUUCUAUUCUGGGAAUCGGCACGAUCGUAAUACUCAUGUUGAUGAUGCGGCUCAAAAAUCUCGAGGGUCGUUGGAAAAUAGCUGGCAAGUACCUGUCACUGUCUCGCAAUGCUAUUGUGGUCAUCGGUGGCUCUCUACUGGCAUAUGGUUUAAGUACAGAGGGUGUGGUACCUUUCCUGUUGACCGGUAACGUAACAUCCGGUCUUCCACCAUUUCAACUGCCUCCGUUCUCGACGGUGGUUAACAAUCAAACGUAUACCUUCACGGAUAUGGUCUCCGAGUUGGGUACCUCGGUGCUAGCUCUAUCACUGAUUGCCAUUCUGGAGUGUGUCGCGAUUGCCAAAGCUUUUUCCAAAGGUAAGACAAUAGAUGCCACCCAGGAGAUGAUCGCGGUGGGACUUUGCAACGUAGCCGGUUCGUUUUUCUCAUCGAUGCCAGUGACGGGCUCUUUCACGCGAUCGGCUGUCAACAACAGCAGUGGAGUUAGAACCCCUGCUGGUGGCGUAACAACCGGUAUUGUAGUGCUUUUGGCACUAGGCUUAUUGGCCAAUACUUUCUACUAUAUUCCGAAAGCCACUCUUGCUGCUGUGAUUAUUGCGGCUAUGUUCUUUAUGGUGGAGUUUCAUGCGGCAGCCGAAAUCUGGCGUACGAAAAAGAUCGAUAUCAUUCCGUUCUUCGCGACGCUCAUUGCUUGCCUUUUGAUCGGAUUAGAAUACGGUAUGGUUAUCGGUAUCGGUAUCAAUCUAUGUUUUGUGCUCUACCUAACGUCUCGUCCGAAAAUCGUUCACCGAAUCGAAAGGGUGAACAACUGCGAUCUACUGGUAGUUAGUCCAGAUCAGAGCCUGAUUUAUUCGUCGGCGGAAUAUCUUAAAUAUCGGGUGCUGAAGCUAGCUCAGCAGAAUCCUGUCGAUCUGGUGGUAAUCGAGGGAUCUGCUGUCAGCUUCAUUGACUCUACGGUGGCGAAAAUUCUUGCCGGUAUCAUCGAGGACCUACGGGUUCAGGAAAAGGCGGUCUACUUUUGGAACUGGCAACGUUUGGCUCAGCAUACCGCCUUUCGGUUGGACGCGAAACUUUUUGUACCGCUUUUUAUACGUGGAGAUUCACUGGUCGAGAUUGUCAAGUGCUGGUCACUAAGCAAUGGAGUCGAGGCUUGAUGUGAUUGUUGAAAAGAGCCUGUUGUUAUUCUAGAUUUAUAAGAUUACGUAAGCUACAAUGUACGAGAGAUGCAGAGGAAGACGAAAGUUUUUAUUUAUACAUAUCACCUGAUCACAGAUUUUAUCGUGUGAUUAGUAGAAAUACAUUUCUAUCAGUCAAAUUAUAGAAGCAAAGUUAUUUGGAUGACGGA
Messenger RNA from Sabethes cyaneus, 2728 nucleotides. Its product is annotated as sodium-independent sulfate anion transporter-like. Gene Ontology annotation, molecular function: sulfate transmembrane transporter activity. Gene Ontology annotation, biological process: transmembrane transport. The transcript is spliced from 6 exons. The coding region runs from base 681 to 2537 and encodes 618 amino acids. Lineage: Eukaryota; Metazoa; Arthropoda; Insecta; Diptera; Culicidae. The record is from RefSeq and is a predicted model, not a curated record. Gene Ontology annotation, cellular component: membrane.